CGCAGUGAUGCCAACUGAAAACAAACAGGGCAGAUACUCGAACCACCCGCCGUGAUCUGUUCGCUUUAUCCCCAGUGUUACGGUCCUAUUGCAUCUGCUGUCUGAUCCCUUGCUUUGGGAGAGAUGGCUGCCCUCCUCGGACGCAUGGGCUGCGUGGCCCUGCAGCUGGUGGUGAGGCAGGGUGGCGUGACCCAGAGGGCCCCAGCGCUGCAUUUCAGUAUGUCUGCAGCUGCUCUAGCUGCCAGUGGCAAUAAAAACAGCUUCCCAGUGGUGUUCCCCCAACAGGAGCUGAGAAAACGCCUCACUCCAAUGCAGUACCACGUCACCCAGGAGAGGGGCACUGAAAGGGCCUUCACAGGAGAGUUCGCGGACCAUAAGGAAAAGGGGACGUACACCUGUGUCGUCUGUGACACGCCCCUGUUCCAGUCUGAUACAAAAUUUGACUCUGGUUCAGGAUGGCCCUCCUUCUUUGACCUCGUCAAAGAGGAGUCUGUCACUGUGACGGAUGACUUCUCCUACGGCAUGCACCGACUCGAGACCAGCUGCAGUCGGUGUGGAUCCCAUCUGGGACACCUCUUCGAUGACGGUCCUCCCCCAACAGGAAAGCGCUACUGCAUCAACUCUGCCUCCCUGGCCUUCCACAAGCAGGGGGCAGCGGGGGGUACCAAAGGGGGGAGGGCUGGGUGAGGACAUCUCAAUGAAAGG
Messenger RNA from Megalops cyprinoides (Indo-Pacific tarpon), 705 nucleotides. Its product is annotated as methionine-R-sulfoxide reductase B3-like. Gene Ontology annotation, cellular component: cytoplasm. The transcript has 7 exons. Gene Ontology annotation, biological process: response to oxidative stress; protein repair. NCBI's taxonomy places the organism in Eukaryota, Metazoa, Chordata, Actinopteri, Elopiformes, Megalopidae. Bases 124 to 687 code for a protein of 187 amino acids. The record is from RefSeq and is a predicted model, not a curated record. Gene Ontology annotation, molecular function: peptide-methionine (R)-S-oxide reductase activity.